UUGAUUAGGGUGGCUAGGGUUUUUGUUGGGGUAUAUUAGGAUGGGGAGAGGAGAAGGAAUAUCUGUUUGAAGCUUGAGAGAGGCGCCGUUUGGGGACGAUUCCAUUUUCGGCGGGUUUACUGGUAGUAGAUAUUCUUCGGAGCUCACGAAUCCAAUAUGGCGCGAGGGUUGAAGAAGCAUCUUAAGAGGCUAAAUGCCCCCAAGCAUUGGAUGCUGGACAAACUUGGUGGUGCAUUCGCUCCCAAACCUUCAUCUGGACCUCACAAAUCCAGGGAAUGCCUGCCUUUGAUCCUUGUCUUGCGUAACCGAUUGAAAUAUGCCCUUACAUACCGUGAAGUGAUUGCAAUUUUGAUGCAAAGGCAUGUUCUGGUUGAUGGCAAGGUUAGGACAGAUAAGACGUAUCCCUCUGGUUUCAUGGAUGUUGUUUCAAUCCCUAAGACAAAUGAGAACUUUCGUCUUCUUUAUGAUACCAAGGGCCGUUUCCGUCUCCACUCAAUCAGAGAUGAAGAGGCUAAGUUCAAGCUCUGCAAAGUUCGUUCUGUGCAAUUUGGGCAGAAAGGCAUUCCGUAUUUGAACACCUAUGAUGGGCGAACUAUCCGCUAUCCAGACCCUCUAAUUAAGGCCAAUGACACAAUAAAACUAGACUUGGAAAUGAACAAGAUAGUGGACUUCAUCAAGUUCGAUGUCGGGAAUGUGGUCAUGGUGACUGGUGGGAGGAACAGGGGGCGAGUUGGUGUUAUUAAGAAUAGAGAGAAACACAAGGGUACCUUUGAGACAAUUCAUGUUCAGGAUGCCACUGGUCAUGAAUUUGCAACCCGGUUGAGCAAUGUUUUCACUAUUGGAAAGGGAACCAAGCCAUGGGUAUCCCUUCCCAAGGGUAAAGGUAUCAAGCUUUCCAUCAUCGAAGAAGCAAGGAAGAGGCUUGCAGCCCAAGCUGCCUCGACAGCUUGAGUGGUUAUGGUAUAAACAGUUUUUGAGAGUUAAUGGAAUUUAGUUUUGACAUAUUAGCUAUGCAAUUUAUGUUUCAAACUUUUGAGUCGACACAUUCCUUGCGAGCACAAUCUAUCUGGUUAUUUGAAAGUGAAUUAUUUCUUCCUUUA
Molecule: messenger RNA, 1100 nt
Organism: Ziziphus jujuba (common jujube)
Lineage: Eukaryota; Viridiplantae; Streptophyta; Magnoliopsida; Rosales; Rhamnaceae
Product: small ribosomal subunit protein eS4z
Exons: 5
Coding region: 157-951 (264 amino acids)
Biological process (GO): translation
Cellular component (GO): cytosolic small ribosomal subunit; ribosome
Molecular function (GO): structural constituent of ribosome; RNA binding
Source: RefSeq, a predicted model, not a curated record